CUCCACUACAUUGGUGAUCAGUGGGAAGAAUGUCCCUUACAUUGGAGGUCAGUGGGAAAAACGUCCCUCACAUUGGUGAUCAGUGGGAAGAAUGUCCCUUACAUUGGUGGUCAGUGGGAAGAAUGUCCCUUACAUUGGAGGUCAGUGGGAAAUGAAUGUCCCCCUUACAUUGGGGGUCAGUGGGAAGAAUGUCCCUUACAUUGGAGGUCAGUGGGAAGAAUGUCCCUUACAUUGGAGGUGGUCAGUGGGGAAGAAUGUCCCUUACAUUGGAGUGGUCAGUGGGAAGAAUGUCCCUUACAUUGGUAGUCAGUGGGAAGAAUGUCCCUUACAUUGGGGUCAGUGGGAAGAAUGUCCCUUACAUUGGGGGUAAGUGGGAAGAAUGUCUCCUUACAUUGGGGGUCAGUGAGAAGAAUGUCCCUUACAUUGGGGGUAAGUGGGAAGAAUGCUCCUUACAUUGGGGGUCAGUGGGAAGAAUGCUGCUUACAUUGGUGAUCAGUGGGGAGAAUGGCCCUUACAUUGGAGGUCAG
This is a messenger RNA of Staurois parvus, 527 nucleotides long. NCBI's taxonomy places the organism in Eukaryota, Metazoa, Chordata, Amphibia, Anura, Ranidae. The record is from the annotation of a GenBank genome assembly.